ACCAAAAGGCUAGCGAACUGCAAAACCGGAUUAAUUUGCCAACGGUCGCGUGAGCUGCAUAUUUAAAGGAAAAUGUUGAUUUGGUCACAUAUUAUCCUUAGCAUCUGAGAAAUGGAAUGGGUCAUCAUCCUUCGUAAGAGCAAAGACUAUUAAUUGUGGAACUUGUAUACAACCAAAGUCAAUGUACAGUAGAGGUGAAUAGUGGCUUCAGAUUUAUUUAAGUAUCAAACGAUUCAAGGAUUCCACCGAGAUCAUACAUGGAAUUCAUCAUCACCAAUUAUGAAAAUUUGAUUCCAAAAUUGAAGAUAGCAAUUCUUGUUGUUGGAACAAGAGGAGAUGUUCAACCUUUUCUUGCUAUGUCAAAGAAACUACAGGAGUUUGGUCAUCAUGUUAGGUUGGCAACACAUGCAAACUUCCAAUCUUUUGUAGAAUCGGCUGGUGUAGACUUUUAUCCUUUGGGUGGUGAUGCUCGUAUCUUGGCAGCAUAUAUGGCAAGAAAUAAAGGUCUUAUUCCAUCAACACUUAGUCAAUUACUCACACAAAGUAAGCAAGUAAAGGAAAUUAUCGAAUCUCUUCUUCCAGCAUGCAUAGAACCAGAUCAAAAAACCAACCAACCUUUUCGAGCUCAGGCAAUCAUUGCAAAUCCUCCAGCAUGUGGACAUGCACACGUUGCUGAAGCUCUUGGUAUACCUCUUCACAUUUUCUUCACAAUGCCUUGGACCCCAACAUCUGAGUUCCCUUCCCCCUUGGCACCUGUUGCUCAAAGUGUUGGUAAUUGGCUAUCGUAUAUAAAUGUAGAUAUUUUUAUUUGGUGGGGCAUAAGAGGAUAUCUAAACGAAAUCAAAAGGAAGUUGACACUUGUCCCUCAGACUACUGGUAACUGGCUCUCAUAUAUAGUUGUAGAUCAUAUCAUUUGGUGGGGCAUAAGAGGAUAUAUAAACGAGUUUAGAAAGAAGUCGAAUCUUACUCCUAUUUCUUACUUAAGCAUGUAUCGUGAUUCAAUAUCUCAUUUCCCGACCGGAUACAUGUGGAGUCCUGAGGUCGUACCAAAACCAAGUGAUUGGGGUCCGUUGGUUGAUGUUGUUGGCUAUUGUUUCUUGAAUAUUGGUUCCGAGUAUCAACCACCCAUAGAAUUCACACGAUGGAUUGGAAGAGGAACAAGUCCGAUAUAUAUUGGGUUUGGAAGCAUGCCUAUUGAGAAUUCAAAAAGAACUACGAAUAUCAUUUUGGAGGCUUUGAAAAAAACGGGGCAAAGGGGAAUAAUUGACCAAGGCUGGGGAAAUCUUGGGACAUAUUCGAAAAUUUCAGAUGAUAUUUUUCUUUUAGUGGAUUACCCACAUGAUUGGUUGUUCCCUCAGUGUGCAGCUGUGGUUCAUCAUGGAGGCGCUGGGACGACUGCAACAGGAUUGAGAGCUGGGUGUCCUACAACCAUCGUUCCUUUCUUUGGAGAUCAAUAUUUUUGGGGGGAUAGAAUAUAUAAUAAAGGACUGGGGCCCACGCCAAUUCCAAUAUCUCAACUUACAGUUGAAGCACUUUCAGAUGCGAUAAAUUUCAUGCUACAACCCGAGGUUAAAGCUCGAGCAAUGGAUUUAGCGAAGCUAAUAGAGAAUGAAGAUGGUGUUGCUAAUGCCGUGAAUGCAUUCCACCGCCACUUGCCGCCAGAUAUGUUGUUGUCGCCACCUCCAUCUUAAAAGUAAGACCAUGAUGAUUAUCCAAACCCUUUGUAUGGUUGUUUACUUGGAUCAGGACUACACAGAUCACAUAAUAAAACUAUAUGUUGUACAAGAAUUUUGUGAUUCUUACUGGUAUUUCAGUUGUAUAAGUUUUAUGCAAAUCAACAACUAAGAAAAUUCACAAUUCAAAUAACGCAAAAUUAUACAUAGUUUAGUGCGGAAAAUAUAUACAAUCAGAUUUAGACUAGUUUGUUUUGGAUCUGGUACACAAAGACAAACAUGGUAAUAGUAGUAUGGAAAUCUGGAUUACUGGUA
Lactuca sativa (garden lettuce) is the source of this 1988-nucleotide messenger RNA. RefSeq names its product sterol 3-beta-glucosyltransferase UGT80B1. NCBI's taxonomy places the organism in Eukaryota, Viridiplantae, Streptophyta, Magnoliopsida, Asterales, Asteraceae. Gene Ontology annotation, molecular function: UDP-glycosyltransferase activity; hexosyltransferase activity. The record is from RefSeq and is a predicted model, not a curated record. Gene Ontology annotation, biological process: carbohydrate metabolic process.